CCAUCGUUAUCGGUUAUUUCUAGAGGUCCCUAUUACACGUGUAUGAAAUUACAUUACGUUCGAACACUAAUAACUUAUUUCCCAGAACCCCGCGACGAGUGAGUAAAGACGACUCGUCGCGGCGACCAAAAUUAAUAUUAUUGUAUUUCGAACACGAAUCACGAUAAUAAUAUCGAUAAUAAUAAUCACGAUAAUAAUAAGAAUAAAGACCGUUCAGUUUUUCGUAUCAACGUUUGUUUUUAAGUGAUCCGUUUGGCGUCUAUCAAAGUCCAGUAUUCAAGUGUCAGUCUUCGGCAGAUUUAUAUGAAAACUACGUAUGCUUCUCAAAGACAAAUGAUUUUAAAUGCUGAUCCAAUUGAUACAAUAUUAUUGGAAUGGCCAUUCCUCGGCAAGGAACUAUACCUGAAGAACCAUUUCUACUUCCUAACCAAUAUAGAAGAUAAUAAUUUUAAAACAAAAAUACCCACAAUGUUAAAGUUUGUCCAGGCAGAAGCUGAAAGAAAGCGUAAAGAUAAUAAUCUGCAAACAACAUUAAUGGAUAUAAUUAAAGACCAUGACAAUAAUAACAAUAAUUAUAGUGAUUUUUUGACGAUAUUAUUAUGUUACAUGGCUAUUAUGAAAGAGAAUAUUGAGCUGAUGUUUAUUAUGUUUGAAGACACAUGUAGUCUUGAUGAAGUGCAAUCAAAUAAGAAAAUAAUUUCAACACCUGUUGUAGUUUGUCUUGGUAAUAUUUGGUUGAAUCCAAAAUGUUUUGUUUUUGUGGACAAGCAAUGUUUAUGGCGUGAACCAGUGACAGUUGAAGAGGCCAUUAUAAUAAUGUUUAUGUCUUUUUAUGUAUUUAACAUUAAAUAUCCUAAGGAAUUGGCUGGUAUUUUGCAGUUUCUCCAAAGUUCUAUGUUUAAUAUAAAUGAAAAAGAGAAUAAGGUAAAGAAGAAAAUUUCUGCUGAAAAAUUUGUUUCAAAAUUACUUAACUCAUGA
Sipha flava (yellow sugarcane aphid) is the source of this 978-nucleotide messenger RNA. RefSeq lists its product as uncharacterized. The record is from RefSeq and is a predicted model, not a curated record. The transcript has 6 exons. NCBI's taxonomy places the organism in Eukaryota, Metazoa, Arthropoda, Insecta, Hemiptera, Aphididae. The coding region runs from base 304 to 978 and encodes 224 amino acids.